Malus domestica (apple) is the source of this 2793-nucleotide messenger RNA. RefSeq lists its product as uncharacterized. Lineage: Eukaryota; Viridiplantae; Streptophyta; Magnoliopsida; Rosales; Rosaceae. The record is from RefSeq and is a predicted model, not a curated record.
GAAAAAAAAAUAAAUAAAAAAUAAAAAAGCGGAGAGUAGUCAAAUCAUACGUAAUUUGUGGGAGGACUCCACAGCGUAGAGAGAGGGGACUGAAAUUAACGAUGCAAUAAUGGCUCAGCAGAGGCAGUCAGGGCUGGAGCGGUUGGGAUUACGCGGCCACGAUCCCCACCAUUCCAACGGCGGAGGACGACCAGAUCACCUCGUCGUAGGGAUCCGCUCCGCUCCCCACAAGCCCGUUCGGACCCGCCGAUCGGGUCGAUCCGACAAGGGCCCACUUAGAAUCUCCGUUGGCGCCGUCGUCCUCGUCCUCUCUCUAGUCCUCCUUGCCACUCUUCUCGCCUACUAUUACCUCUCCCGCAGCAGCGGAGAAAUAAAUAGUCAUGCUGAGGAAGACGACUUGAAGAAUGAUCCUGACUUUCUCGCAAACGUGACACGUACAGAGACUUCUAAGGUCCUUAGGUUUGGAAAGGGUUCGGUAGUUCAUGGCCGAGAUUCUAGGUAUUGGGAUAAAGAUGAUAGGAGAAGGGAUGAAGAUUAUAACGAGGAUGAGGUGGAGCAUAGUAGUGCAGGUGUUAGGGAUAAAUCCACAUAUAAGGGUGAUGUUCCUGUGAGUGUUAAAAGCAGUGACAAGAAGUCCUCAAAUGACUACUUAAGUAAAAGUUACAAUAGGAAAGGGGGAUUGUACAACGAAGCUGGGCGCAAUGAGUUGAAAGUUUAUGAAGCAGAGUAUGAGGCCUCUCUGAAGAACAUUCAACAGUAUAAGGAUGAAGAUUUGGAUAAGCAAAAGGAUGAAGAUUUGGAUAAGCAAAAGGAUGAAGAUUUGGUUAAGCAAAAGGAUGUAAUUGAUGUUGAUGACGAAUAUGAUGACGGGAUUGAUUUUCAUGAAACUCACAUGGAUGAAUAUAAUGAUACAAGACAUCAGAAUGAUGACCAUUUUGGUGAAGAAAAAUCACAUGAUGAUGGUAGAGAUGUUCCUGAUGUUAGAAUUAAUGAUCAAAAUGUUCCCGAGAAGGUUGAUAAAGUCUCCGCCAAUUCAUUUGAAAAUGACUCUGCUCAGCACUCUGGAAACCUGGAUGAAGUUAACACAAAAUCCAGGCAUGUGAGUGUAAUUUCUGGUCAAUCUUCAAGAAAGUCGCGGUCCGGUACGAAAAAGAAAGCUAAGCGCCGCAAAUAUUCUGGUUCCUCUUGUGAGAUGAAGUUUUUAAACUCUAGUGCAAUGCUUAUAGAGCCUUUAGAAAGUCGAAAGUUUGCAAGAUUCAGCUUGCAGUAUGCUGAAGUAGAGGACAAGCCUGAAGGAGAAGAGCAAUGGGAACCGAGAUUUGCGGGACAUCAAUCUGUGCAAGAACGGGAAAAUUCCUUUUUGGCACGUGAUCAAAACAUAAAGUGCGGCUUUGUUAAAGGUCCUCAAGGAUCCCCAAGCACUGGAUUUGACUUGGCAGAAGAUGACAGAAAUUACAUCAGCAGAUGCCACAUCGCUGUUAGCUCUUGUAUCUUUGGAAAUUCAGAUCGCUUGAGGACACCUUAUGAUAAAAUGGUCUCUCGUUUGUCAAGGAAGAAUGUUUGUUUUGUUAUGUUCAUUGAUGAAGUUACUUUGCAAACCCUAACUGCUGAAGGGCGAACACCAGAUAGGAUGGGUUUUAUUGGUUUAUGGAAGAUUGUGGUGGUGAAGAACCUACCAUACACUGAUAUGCGGCGAGUGGGAAAGAUACCAAAACUUUUGCCUCAUCGCCUUUUUCCUUCUGCAAGGUAUUCAAUCUGGCUGGACAGUAAAUUGCGCCUCCAACUUGACCCCUUGGUCAUAUUGGAAUACUUUUUGUGGCGAAAAGGUCAUGAGUAUGCAAUUUCCAAUCACUACGACCGACACUGUGUGUGGGAAGAGGUUGCACAGAAUAAGAGAUUGAAUAAGUAUAACCAUACCGUCAUAGAUCAACAAUUUACAUUCUACCAGGCUGAUGGCCUAACAAGAUUUAAUGCCUCGGAUCCCAACAGGCUUCUUUCCAGCAAUGUACCAGAAGGGUCUUUUAUCAUCCGGGCGCACACUCCAAUGUCAAACUUGUUUUCCUGUCUAUGGUUCAAUGAGGUUGAGCGUUUUACCCCUCGUGAUCAGCUAAGUUUUGCUUAUACAUACCAGAAGUUAACAAGGAUGAAUCCGGGAAAGCCUUUUCAUCUUAACAUGUUCAAGGAUUGCGAGAGGAGAGCCAUAGCUAAGUUGUUUCACCACAGGUCAGAAGAGAAGAGGAGUAUUCGGAAAAAAGCAACAGAGUAGAGUUUCUUUGGCUUUUCUGCAACUGCUUUAUACAAAUGGUGUUUGGCCACGCUCCACUGUGUAGAAGUGCCGACUGGCUACACGGUACACAGAAAUUUUGCACUUUCAGUGUGAGAAGACUAUAAUGAUGGUUAAAUUUUCUUUUUCCAGAGAGUUCUUGGGGGUGAAGUAAGCGUUGCUGCAGCUGCUUUUGCCGCUGAUUCCGCUCUUUAGAAAAGAAACAUAACCCUGCAGGCAAGCUACAUUGGCUUCUUGGUUGUAUUCCUCUCAUUUUUUGAUUCGUUGCUCCAUAUCUGGAUUCUGGAGGCAAGUGAAGUCGCAACACGCUUACUGCAACUGACACUGUAUCCAAAUCAUAGGUCGAUUCAUGCAUUUUACACCAGAUGGAUAUUUUUCGGUUUCGUUGUUUUUGUAAUUGCUCGUUCAAGCAUGUACCAUAUGCAUAUAUUCUUUUAGGCAAUACAAUUCAUUUCUCUGAACUGACCUUGUAAUCCACUUUGCCCUCACUUUUUACUUUAAAACCCGUA